Hordeum vulgare subsp. vulgare (domesticated barley) is the source of this 2902-nucleotide messenger RNA. RefSeq names its product MADS-box transcription factor 26-like. NCBI's taxonomy places the organism in Eukaryota, Viridiplantae, Streptophyta, Magnoliopsida, Poales, Poaceae. Gene Ontology annotation, cellular component: nucleus. The record is from RefSeq and is a predicted model, not a curated record. The transcript has 7 exons. Gene Ontology annotation, molecular function: protein dimerization activity; RNA polymerase II cis-regulatory region sequence-specific DNA binding; DNA-binding transcription factor activity, RNA polymerase II-specific. The coding region runs from base 1884 to 2492 and encodes 202 amino acids. Gene Ontology annotation, biological process: positive regulation of transcription by RNA polymerase II.
CCUAUCUAUAUCCAAAGGUGUUGUGCCUCGUACUGUUUUUUUUUUUUUAGAAAAGGAGUUUUACCUCCGGCCUCUGCAUCAGCACGAUGCAUACGGCCUCUUUAUUAAAAAAAGCAAACGAAUCUCGGUUCAACAAAGUCUCCGACAUAGCAGUAAAGAAGUAAAAGUAAAUCAAAAAGUGCCACAACCGGCAAAGCAGGCCUAGAUGCCUAGCCAUCUAUCCUAUUGCUGGACCGCCAUCCAAACCGGUUGAAGAUAUCCCGCGCUACCGUCUCCCAUCGGGUAGACCCAGUAACCAAAGGCUCCCUGGUUUCCGCAGGAGUGUUGUGCCUCGUACUGUUACAACUUGUCUUAACAUAUACCCCAAAGGGCACCUUCCUUGCUAAGCAAAACAUGUAUACAUAAGAUGUACCUAUUUUGGUCAGGGAAUCCUGAUACUUAACAUUCACAAUAUCAAAUAAAAACAAAAAAUAAUAGAUGUAAUCAACACAGAAGUUGAUGAUAAAGGAAGAUACUUCAUUUUGAAGAACCGAUCCUGGCUCAGUUGGCUACUGGCGUCACGCCGAGCCCACCCACGUUCAACUCAUACCUCCGCAAGUGCUCAUAUUUUGAAAUGCUCAAUAAUGCAUUUCUAGGUUAUUAACUAAAGUUCUUGAUUUCAUUGGACUUCCCGAGAUCUGAUGAAUGAUAGAGAUAACAAUAUUAUUGUACUGUUAUGGCUCCGUAAUGUUACUGACCAGCUUGACUUUGACAAUACUUGAGGACAAUUGGUCUGGAAUCUGGAUCUAAAGCCAUUUGAAAGUGUUCAUGAAAGGGGUGGUCCUGGUGAACUGCCAUCAUGAUUGGCUCAUAUGAGCUAGUCAUCAUAACUUUGGUCAAUUAAAGAUUUUGCUCCAGUUGUGUAUGUAUAAAUAUGCUAUUUGUGCCUAUUGCAAGCUUCUUGCUUUAUUCUUCUAGUAUUUGCUACUUCUGGAGUGGUAGGCAUGACAUGUUUGGAUCUACUAAGUGCACUAAGCAAGCUCUUCUCAACUGAACAUAAUUGCACAAGAACCAGCUAACUGUGAUUAGUGUAUCAGCAGGCACUUUUUUUUAUUGGACAUUAUUUUUAAUUGUUCUGAGUAAACUUGCAGAUAGGAUGGAGUACCAGACUCUUUUGGUUGGUGUUGGAUUUUUAUAAAAGAUGUAGGCAUGGAAACCAAUUGAACAAAACAAAAUAGGUCGCAUGAAACUUAAUAGUAAGGCACGUAGUGGCGGCUUCACACUUUUAAUUGUAGGAUGCACAAUUUCUUUUGAAACUCUAACUGGGAUUGAGGAAUAUAUCGUGUGUCAUUCCUAUUUUUUAGCAUUCUUCAGUCAGAUGGCGGCAUAGUGAAUAUGAGCGUACAAGAAGGGAAAUUGUAGAAUACUUUAGACUUUAAAACGUUAUUCUGACCUUUCAAACUAGAACAAAGUCUUAACAGUGUAAAGUGUAAAUGCCUUUACAUUAGACAUAUUCCUCACUAAUAUUCAUUGUAAUCAUGGGCCACUUGGUUAUCUGGCAUGGGCCAGUACAAGCAACAUGGAUUUUAUAUAUUACAAGGAAUUUAAUACACUUUGAACAAGUUACAACAUAUGCCCUUGUACAAGGUAGCUAUUUAGGCUACUUUGUGAAUUGCAACAGUGAUGUGUUGCUUGACUCUUACACGAUCUGCAAGGACUGGCCUACCAAUUAUUCCUUGUCCUCAGGAGCCACAAUAAAAUGCUCACCUCCACGACAGGUCCAAAUCACCAUUUGCCUCAAGGGCGAGAGGAGGAUCCAGUGUCCAGUUGCAACAACCUCAGAAGCUAGUCCAAACUAGUGGGAGGUUGUGUGUACAAACAAGAAGAUAGACUGAAGAAUAGUAAUGGCUCGUGGUAAGGUUCAGAUGAGAAGGAUAGAAAACCCGGUGCACAGGCAGGUCACCUUCUGCAAGCGGCGAAUGGGCCUCCUGAAGAAGGCAAAGGAGCUGUCUGUUUUAUGUGAUGCUGAUAUCGGUGUCAUGGUGUUUUCUCCUCAUGGGAAGGUUUACGAGUUAGCUACCAAUGGGAAUAUGCAAGGCUUAAUUGAGAGGUACAAGGGUAGCAACACAGAAGCACAUGGUGAAAGUGGCGAGCAGAACAAACCUCAGGUAAUACAGCAAGAGGUGCUACUCUUAAGGCAAGAAAUUGACUUACUUCAAAAGGGCUUAAGGUACAUGUAUGGAGAGAAUGAUACAAACCACAUGAAUCUCAAUGAGCUGCAAGCCCUGGAGAGUAACCUUGAAAUUUGGGUACACAAUAUCCGCUAUACAAAGAUGCAGAUCAUAUCUAGGGAGAUUGAGAUGCUCAAGACCAAGGAAGGCGUACUGAAGGCUGCCAAUGAUAUACUUCAAGAAAGGAUAAUUGAGCAGAGCGGGUUUCUGGACACUAGCAGCAACAUGAUGAUGCCACAACUUCCCUUCCAGCGAACCAUGGAGAGUGACUACUACUUCUAGCGUAAACAACCAACCUAUCAAGCUAUGUCGACAGUUUGACAAGGCUACCCUUUAUGGAACCCCCAUAACCUUAUGUGUGCCACUUCAUGUUGUAAAAAGGAAAAAGAAGAUCAGCAUCUGCCAACGUACAUGCUUUUUCCUAUGUAAAUUCAUCAUCUUUCAGAUUGAACAGUUCGCAGAUUGCAUGAUGUUGCUGCAGUUUCCCCUCCAGCAACCAUGGACAGCAAGUAUUCGUGUAGCAUGAACGACCGUCCUAUCAAGCUAUCUUCUACAUAGUUCUGAUUUGUGAUCGACAAGGCAAUCUUGCAAGGACGUCUCAUAGGCUUGUGUGAUGUAAUUUGCCACUUCAUGAUGUAAAAAAGUAUAAAUGAAAUCAGCGUCUGUAUCUAUAAAAGCUUUGCAUGUGUAAA